ACGUGGCCUGAUUUCAUUUUGCUUCUUCUCCAUUAGCCAUCUCUCUCUCUCUCUCUCUCACCCUCUCCGUCGCUCUCUAUGGAAAAGAAACUCGUGCAGUACUCGGUGGUGGACGCAUUCACCGACACGGCCUUCAAGGGGAACCCGGCGGCGGUGUGUAUCUUGGAAGAAGAGAGGGACGAAGAGUGGCUGCAGGCGGUAGCCAGGGAGUUCAACUUCUCGCAGACCUGUUACCUGACCGGUGCCUCGAGCUCAGAACUCGCCGGCUCGGCCAACGGGGGAUCGAGCCUGAGGUUUCAGCUCAGGUGGUUCACUCCAGUUAAGGAGGUUGACCUCUGCGGUCAUGCGACGCUAGCUGCUGCGCACACUCUCUUCACAUCUGGGAUGGUAGAUUCUGACACCAUCGAGUUUAUGACAUUAUCCGGAAUUCUGACUGCCAAAAGGGUUCCCGAAACGAAGUCAUCCCACAUUUUGAAGAUAAAAGAUGGUGAUGUGCCCGGGAUAUGGAUUGAAUUGGAUUUUCCUGUAGUCCCGAUCGCUGAAGAUGAUGCCGAGCGGAUUUCAUGUGUCUCCAAAGUUCUCAAUGGCACUUCCAUUGUUGAAAUCAAGAAGACAGCAAAGGACGACUAUUUCGAUUUGUACAGCAGCAGCUGGCAUUGAGCUGAUUUUCAUUAGGAAGAGAGUAUUUAAUUCCUUCAUUUCUACUUUCUUUUGCUUAUUUUCGAAGAUUGUUAUCCCAUCAUGGA
Molecule: messenger RNA, 746 nt
Organism: Eucalyptus grandis
Lineage: Eukaryota; Viridiplantae; Streptophyta; Magnoliopsida; Myrtales; Myrtaceae
Product: phenazine biosynthesis-like domain-containing protein 1
Exons: 4
Coding region: 79-660 (193 amino acids)
Biological process (GO): biosynthetic process
Cellular component (GO): cytoplasm
Molecular function (GO): isomerase activity
Source: RefSeq, a predicted model, not a curated record